AUGGCUUACAUAAUUAGCGAACCGUGUGUUGAUGUAAUGGACACCGCAUGCGUUGAUGUCUGUCCGGUUGACUGUAUACACACCACUGAGGCGAAAAGCAGCUUUACAUCAACCCAGAUGAAUGUAUUGACUGCGCUGCAUGCGAACCUGUGUGUCCGGUUGACGCGAUCUCCAUGCAAAGUGAUGUCCCCACGAAUGGAACCGUUUAUUGAGAUAAACCGUAAUUUUUUGAGACUUCGUUAA
Geodia barretti is the source of this 243-nucleotide messenger RNA. The record is from the annotation of a GenBank genome assembly. NCBI's taxonomy places the organism in Eukaryota, Metazoa, Porifera, Demospongiae, Tetractinellida, Geodiidae.